Messenger RNA from Solanum dulcamara, 2630 nucleotides. RefSeq names its product diacylglycerol kinase 2. The transcript has 8 exons. Gene Ontology annotation, molecular function: ATP-dependent diacylglycerol kinase activity. The record is from RefSeq and is a predicted model, not a curated record. Lineage: Eukaryota; Viridiplantae; Streptophyta; Magnoliopsida; Solanales; Solanaceae. Bases 176 to 2320 code for a protein of 714 amino acids.
AAAAUUCUGAUCUUUGAAUAUUUCAUUAUAAAUGUCGAUUUUUCAGCUCAUUUCCGAGAAUCCCUUUUGCCGAUUAUUAAGGUUAAGGUUUCAAUUACCAGAAUUGGCUCCAUAAGAAAUAGCCUCCAGGCUUUUUAUAGGAAUUCAAAAAGAAUAAUGAGACAUUGGCUUAACAAUGGUUGAUAUCAGUGGUUCAUUAUUGAGGUUGCUGAACAGUUCAGACCUUUUUAAUUCCUAUAUCUUCGCAUGGUUGGUUACUGGAUCUCUUGGACUUUUGGUUGUUAUAUAUGUAUUGCUUAAGUGGCAACGGAAGACAUCUCUCAAUUGGGUUAAAGCUGCUGCUGUAGCAAAGAAGCAAGUGUGGGAGAAACUGAAGGUUCCCUUAUCCCAUCAUACAUGGAUUGAAGAUUUUGCUUAUGAUGUACAGCCAUCCACAUGCAGUGUGUGCCUCUCAUCACUUGUUUCUCCACAUAACUUAAGUACAAAAGCUGCAUCACAUUCUCCAGUACAUCGUUGCUCUAUUUGUGGUAUCGCAGCCCAUUUUCGUUGUUCUCAAUUUGCCGCAAAGGAUUGCAAAUGUGUUGCACAGGUCGGAUUAAGCCAUGUGCGGCACCAUUGGUCCGAAAGAUGGAGUAACUUGGAUGAAAAUCCUGAGAUGUCUGCAUUUUGUUUCUAUUGUGAUGAACCUUGCGGUGUUCCUUUUCUUGAUGCAUCUCCUACUUGGUAUUGUUUAUGGUGUCAACGGUUGAUACAUGUCAAAUGCCAUGCCAAGAUGUCUGAAGAAUCUGGUGAUAUUUGUGAUUUGGGUCCUCUCAGGAGGCUUAUUCUCUCUCCACUCUAUGUUAAAGAUGUAGAAGCUGAGACAAAAGGUAGUGCAAUGUUAAGUUCUCUGGCAGAAAAAAUGAAUGCCAAUGGGCACAUCAGACGAAAGCGUCAUCGAAACAAACAUGGAAAUGACCUCAGAAAUAAUAAAGUGCAAGGCAGUUCUGCUGCAAAGCGAGCUCUGGAAUAUGUGAUCAGAUCCCUGGUGGCUUUGAAGCUUUCCAACAGUGAGAAGAAUAAUGGCUACUCUGUAAAAUGUAACAAGCUGGGUGGCAGAAAAGGUAGCCAGAACAGAUUGGCCUGGAACAAUCAGGAAAAUAUAAUCUUGGGCAGAUCUAAGAAGUAUGCACUAGUGGAUUUGCCUCAGGAUGCUAGACCUCUUUUGGUUUUCAUAAACACUAAAAGUGGAGCUCAAAAUGGUCCCGCUCUAAGAAGGAGAUUAAACAUGCUGUUGAAUCCUGUUCAGGUAUUUGAACUUGGUCAGUCCCAAGGGCCUGAAGCUGGUUUAGAAUUAUUUAGUAACUUGCAAUACUUCCGUGUCUUGGUCUGUGGUGGUGAUGGGACUGUUGCAUGGGUCCUUGAUGCAAUUGAGCGGCAUAACUUUGAAUCGCCUCCACCAGUAGCAGUUCUUCCUCUGGGAACUGGAAAUGAUUUGUCUAGAGUCCUGCAAUGGGGUGGUGGAUUUGCGAUGGUUGAAGGGCAAGGUGGACUAAGACCCUUUCUGCAUGAUUUGAAUCAUGCUGCCAUUACAAUGCUUGAUCGUUGGAAAGUCAACAUAAUUGAAGAAAAAUCUGCCUAUGACACUCCUAAGGUGCAAUCGAAGUUCAUGCUGAAUUAUUUGGGUAUAGGAUGUGAUGCAAAGGUUGCAUAUCAAUUUCAUAUGAACCGGGAAGAAAACCCUGAGAAGUUUAACAGUCAGUUUGUAAAUAAAUUGCGAUAUGCAAGAGAAGGUGCUAGAGAUAUAAUGGACAGAACUUGUGCAGAUUUGCCAUGGCAAGUAUGGCUUGAAGUUGAUGGAAAGGACAUAGAGAUCCCCAAGGAUACUGAGGGCUUGAUUGUGCUAAAUAUUGGUAGCUAUAUGGGUGGAGUUGAUCUGUGGCAAAAUGAGUUCGAGCAUGACGAUGACUUCAACCACCAGUCAAUGCAUGACAAAAGACUCGAAGUUGUUUGUGUUUCCGGAGCAUGGCACCUUGGCAAGCUACAGGUUGGACUUUCUCAAGCGAGGAGGCUAGCCCAAGGAGGAACUGUAAGGAUACAUGCUUCUAGUCCUUUCCCUGUCCAAAUUGAUGGGGAGCCUUUCAUACAGAAACCGGGUUGUUUAGAAAUAACACAUGAUGGACAGAUGUUCAUGCUGAAGAAGGCAUCAGGAUCCAACGAGCCUAGAGGUCACGCGGCUGCUAUUAUGACAGAGGUUCUUGUGGAUGCUGAAUGUAAAGGUCUCAUAACUGCAGCUCAAAAGAAGAUACUUCUUCAGCAGAUUGCUCUCCAGCUUUCUUGAUUAUUUUUUUCCACCUUUGGUGAAUAUUUUUCACUUGACCUCAUUCAGCUCAUACAAACACAACUUUAGUUCUUUUCUUCUCUUUUGUUUUCUUACUCUUUUUUUUUUUUUCUAACCAGUAGGAAAAACUUUUGUACACUAAAGAGAGUGAAAGAUAAUUUUAGACAUAGGUUCAUAUAGAAGAUGUGAGUUCCAAAUGUAAAUUUUGAGUAUACAGUUUUCUUAUACUAAUAUAAUAGGGAAUCUCUUAAAAACUUUUGCAACAUGAAGAAUUCGUUGUGGUUUGACAAAGGUAUCUAUUAUUUCAUUU